AUGUGGUCUUUGAUUGAGACGUCGAAAGAAGGCGCGUACGAAUCGGCGGAAAAACUAAUCAUGUGUACCCCAAAGACGCAUGUGCUUGAGCCCGAUGAGAUGAAGUUACCUCCAUUGAAGCUGGGACCCAAGAUACAGCUUAAAUUGCGUACAUUUGGUCAGAAGGAGCAUUCCAUGAUAGAGUCGCCAUCGAAGCCUUCUAAAGUAGUUAGAGAAACGCUUUCCAUGCCUUUCCCGCAGGAAUUGGGUGUCGUCAGUCCAUUGAUAUCGUGUUCUGAUGAUGAGACUCUUAGUGAGAGCAGCAGUAUAGUGUCACCGAUUAGUGACAUCAGCUCUGUUCCCUCAUCGUCUCCUGAUGUUUCAAAAAAGCAUAUGAACAGAAACUUCUUAUAUAGCAGUGAAGGAGCUGAAAACUUAGAUACCGAGUUGUCGUUGAGCUUGUUAGUCAAUAGAACGAACAUGUCACAGGUAACGUCUAAUUUAGCCAUGGGGGCUGACGAUAACACUACAGAACAUACGGGUACUAAAAAUGGGCCCAAGCUUGGUGAAUGUUUGUUUUCUUCGAGAUAUGUCACGGCUGGAUCGAGAAAGCGUUCUUUCAGCGGUGUGAAUGGAGUAGAUAAAUGGGGGAAAUUGUGUCAUCCAAGGCAUUACAAACUAAAACCAAAAAAAUCUUCGUUAAAAUUAAGCUCUGACCGUCUGAACUUCCUAAUGGACAGUUCUAAUGGGAACGUUAGAGAUGCAACGAUAUUUGCAACCGAAAUUAAUACUUGUAAUUCCUAUGAUGUUCCAUUUCCCUCCACAAUUAUGGAAAGGGUUACCAUCCCUGUGAAUACGCAUGUAAAGGAACAUUAUAAGAACGAACGCUGCAAGCAGCUAAGUGGUUAUUACGAUGAAGAUGAUAGUAAUAGCGAUCAUGAGGUACAGGAUUCUCCAGAUGAAAAACAUGGAAAAGGUAAUGAUUCUGCUAUCAUUCGUGCAUAUGAGUUUGAACGUCUGGUAACGUUCAACGAAGAUGGUCCUACAAAAUCUUCACUCCAUCAUGACUCUAAGCCUAUAAUGGAUCGAAAUUUAAUGAGUGCUGAGGGAAGUAUUACAGCUUGUAGGGAAAUCAAAAAAGUAAGGUGGGCUCCAAAUUUGGAGUGGUGA
Eremothecium cymbalariae DBVPG#7215 is the source of this 1149-nucleotide messenger RNA. RefSeq names its product Sfg1p (gene SFG1). The record is from RefSeq and is a predicted model, not a curated record. Bases 1 to 1149 code for a protein of 382 amino acids. NCBI's taxonomy places the organism in Eukaryota, Fungi, Ascomycota, Saccharomycetes, Saccharomycetales, Saccharomycetaceae. The transcript has a single exon.